Paramecium sonneborni is the source of this 1663-nucleotide messenger RNA. NCBI's taxonomy places the organism in Eukaryota, Ciliophora, Oligohymenophorea, Peniculida, Parameciidae. The record is from the annotation of a GenBank genome assembly.
AUGUAUAGAAGUUAGAGAUUGAGAAUGAAAUCAUAAAAUCAUUUGUCAAUUUCCCCUCCAAUAAUAAAGAGAAGAUUAAGAAACAAGAAUGAAUAUAUAGAGAUGAAUGAAAUCGAACCAACUGAUAAAAAAAAAUAGAACACUUUAUAGGACAUAGCAGCAACAAAAUAAAAGAGUUUAACUAAUUUUGCUUUAACAGUUACACCAAAAUAUGGAUAAGAUAGAGAUUAUGAUGAUGAUGAUGAUAUUCUAUUUCAUGUAAUAAAUUUGAGUAUGAAAUUAGUCUAAAGGAAAAAAGAGACCAUGGUCUGAAUAGGAAGACAAUUUAUUGAUUAAAUUAGUUUAAAUGCAUGGUCCUUAGAAAUGGACAUUCAUUGCUGAACAUUUACCAGGAAGAAUAGGUAAAUAAUGUAGAGAGAGAUGGCAUAAUCAUUUGAAUCCUUAGAUAAAGAAAUCUCAUUGGGGAGAUUAUGAAGAAUGGAUUCUAUUUCUAUCACAUAGAGUUAUGGGAAAUAGAUGGGCUGAAAUGGCAAAAUAAUUAAUGGGAAGAACAGAUAAUUCUAUAAAAAAUCAUUGGAAUUCAGCUAUGAAAAAACGUAUACCUGAAAUGGAGGAGAGAUUAAAAGAUAUUCGUAAAAGAGGAGGUAUAAUAUAGUAUAUUUAUUCUUUAGGAAUGUAAAAUUCUGAACUCAUGAAUUCAUUUACUUCUUUAGAAAGAUAACUACUUUAAAAAUUGUUCUCUUCAUAAUAAAAUGGACAAAUGUCUCCAAGAUCUUAUUCCCCUAACAAUAUUCCAAGACGAAGAACUAAUAAAUAAUAAAAUUAUUUAAAUCCAAAUUCAGUAAAUUCAUACAUUUAGAAAAUGAUGAAUGAAAUUAAAAUAGACGGAAUUGAGAGUUAUUCAAUGGAAAAUAAAAUGUUAAAGAAAACUGCUAAAAUAGCUGACUCCAUUUUUUGGAAUGAAGAUAAAGUAGAUGAUAUAUAAAACAAUUUAUAUGAAUACAUUUAAGAAAAAGUUGGUGCACAUGGAUAUGAUUAAGAUGAAAAGGUGGAUAGAUGGAUAAAAAACUUUUGGAUUAUGUGUCAAGACGUUUUUACUGUUUCUGUUAUCAAAGACUUUUUAUCAUAAAGACCUUCAUUUUAUUAUAAUUAUUUGCAUAAAUAUAAAUAGGAUAGUGCUACUUAAGUUUCAAAGAAUUUGAGUAGAAUUUAUGAGCAAACUAAUAAUAGUGAUGAAUAUUAAUUGCCUUCACUUAAUUAAUUUAAAACUCCUUUGAAGGAAAAGCCUGAACCUAAUCAAAAUAAUACAAACAAUUCUAAUAAUAAUAAUAAUAAUAAUAAUAAUAAUAACAACAAUCAUAAUAAUAAUAAUGAUACGAACAGUCCGAGUAAUAUUUGUUUAGAAGUUAAAUAUGAUGAUCAAUUUUAACAUUAAAUUGAAUCUCCUUCAAAAUUAUUAAAUUUACUUACUCCAAAACAUUAAAAUAUAUAAUAAUCUAAUAAAAAAACUCCUAAUUUGUUAUCUGAAAACAAAAGCAUUGUUCAGCAUUCUUAAUUUAAAGAUAAUAUGAGUUUAAGUAAGCUGAAAUUUGAUACUACUCCUCUAAAAAAGAACUCAGCCUUUAAAUUCUAUAAUAAAUUUAAUUAGUAAUAGUAGCUUUGA